Messenger RNA from Coniophora puteana RWD-64-598 SS2, 1151 nucleotides. RefSeq lists its product as uncharacterized. Gene Ontology annotation, molecular function: ubiquitin conjugating enzyme activity. Gene Ontology annotation, cellular component: nucleus. The record is from RefSeq and is a predicted model, not a curated record. The coding region runs from base 56 to 1063 and encodes 335 amino acids. The transcript is spliced from 6 exons. Gene Ontology annotation, biological process: ubiquitin-dependent protein catabolic process; protein polyubiquitination. NCBI's taxonomy places the organism in Eukaryota, Fungi, Basidiomycota, Agaricomycetes, Boletales, Coniophoraceae.
CACAAGCUGACACUUCCCCUUCUCCCUCGCACGCCCCUCAUUUCUUGCAGACGACAUGGCGCCCACUCCUUCUCCAAUGACCAUGAAGCGCAUCCACCGAGAAAUCAGCGACUCCAAGAAAGAGGAUCUCGGCACCAUGACUUUGGCUCCUUCAGACGAAAGCCUCUUUCGCUGGUCAGCAUCCAUUCCUGGGCCACAGGGCAGCCCGUACGAGGGCGGUGUCUUCAAGCUCGAAAUUGUGCUGGGGCACGAUUAUCCAUUCUCAGCACCCAAAGUCAUCUUCCUCACCAGGAUAUAUCAUAUGAAUAUCUCGGACAGAGGAAGUAUAUGCAUUGACAUUCUCAAGGGCAACUGGUCUCCGGCUUUGUCACUAUUUAAAGUCAUGCUCUCGCUCAGUUCGCUGCUGACCGAUCCAAACCCCUCGGAUCCGCUUGUUCCCUCGAUUGCCACGGAAUACGUCCGAAACAGGCAGCAACACGACCGCACGGCAAAGGAGUGGACAGACCUGUAUGCGAAGCCAGGAGCGCGGAGCCAGUUUUCCUCGUCAUCUUCGGCUAUGAACGGGAGCUCGAAUCAGUCGGCACGGACGCGGGGUUCCCGUGCUGCAAUGGCAGCUGCGUCGGGACCGCUGCCUCCGCUCACGAUAGAUAAUAUUGCUGCGAGGACGCAGCGGUCGUCGGCGGCGAUUUUGGCUUCGCGGGCGAGGGAUUAUAUCGCCGCGCAUGCUGCCGGAUCGAGACCAAGCUUGAGUGCGAGUGUGGGCGCGAUUAGGACGAGGCCGGUGGAGGUACCUGGCUCGAGAACGGCCACGCCUGCCGCUGGUCCGUCGAGGUCGGGGGUUGGUAGUGCUAUCGUGAUAGAGGACUCGGACGAUGAAAGCGGCCGGCCGGCUAGCAGUACGAGGGCAGAGGCGAAGCGCAAGCGGAAUCCACAGCAUCAAGGCAGAGAUGCGGAUGUCGAGAUUUUGGAAGACCGUAAUGUGAGGCAGAGGGUUGAGCCUGGCGGCGGUGGAACGGGAACGAGUAUAUCAGGAAGGUCAGAGGUCAUUGUGAUUGACGACUAGGAGGCGACUUUAUUAUUUUAUUUUUGAGGGCCACUUUUACGAGUAGAGUAUGAAUAACUGGAUGAUUUGUGAUCAAUUUUAGUAUCCC